Artibeus jamaicensis (Jamaican fruit-eating bat) is the source of this 2997-nucleotide messenger RNA. RefSeq names its product ral guanine nucleotide dissociation stimulator like 3 (gene RGL3). The record is from RefSeq and is a predicted model, not a curated record. The transcript is spliced from 19 exons. Gene Ontology annotation, cellular component: plasma membrane. Bases 1 to 2646 code for a protein of 881 amino acids. NCBI's taxonomy places the organism in Eukaryota, Metazoa, Chordata, Mammalia, Chiroptera, Phyllostomidae. Gene Ontology annotation, molecular function: guanyl-nucleotide exchange factor activity. Gene Ontology annotation, biological process: positive regulation of GTPase activity; Ras protein signal transduction.
AUGUACCACCCCGCCCCCCCAAAAAAAAUACGACUGCUUCUCAAACCCAGACCACAGGCUCUGCCCGCUCCGACCUGGGGGUUGAUGACUUCCGUCAACGGGGACGGAACACAGGCUGUGCCCUCUGGGCCCCUCCACACAUACUCCACCCCCCCCCCCCGUCCCCGCCCAACAAGUGGGGCUGACCGGCUCUCCCCACUUGAGGACAGAGGACUCCGCCGGGGCACACAGUCCCGUCCCCGCCUGAUUUAUACACACCAGUCCUCGCACACCUGUGGUCACAGAAAAGAGCCUCCCCUGGGGUGGAGCGGCGGCCUUUCUUCUGUGCGCAGAAUGACACACACCUGUCGAGAGAACCCGGGCUCCACCCUGAGGGCCUGGACUGGGCACUGGGGGCCAGCUGGGGGCAUCCAAGAGCCACGGGUACCCCGCCCCCGCGCAGCCGGCCAGCCCCGCCCCAUGGGCCCCAAGUGCCCCGACACUGCCCGCUGCCAGCGGCCCUUCCGCUUCACUCAGCCUCGCCGCGGAGCUGGACGGGCGCGGGCCAUGCUGCGGACAGCAGGGAAGGAGCUUGCCCUGACGCCGCUGCAAGGCUGGGGCGAGGAGACUGAGGACGGCGCGGUGUACAGUGUCUCCCUACGGCGGCAGUGCAGUCAGCGCCUGAGCCCGAGGGAAGGUCCCGGGGACAGCCAGGUCCCCGGCCCCAAUACCAACACCUUCCUCCAUUACCGCACAAGCAAGGUGCGGGUGCUGAGAGCCGCGCAUCUGGAGCGGCUAGUGUGGGAGUUGGUGUCUGUAGAUCAUGAGCAGGACCCGAGCUUCGUGCCUGCCUUCCUGGCCACCCACCAGGCCUUUGUGCCCACUGCACGCGUUCUGGGCCUUCUCCUGCCACCGCCACCACCGCCCCUGCCGCCCUGGGCAGAGAUGAAGAAGAUACAGGGUCAAGAUCUGAGCCUCAACAGGAACCUGAGGGCUGUGGUAUCAGUGCUGGGCUCCUGGCUGCGGGACCACCCUCAGGACUUCUGGGACCCCCCUGCCCACUCAGACCUGGGCAGUGUCUGCACCUUUCUGGGCUGGGCUGCCCCAUUUGGGGCGGAGGCCCUGGAAGCAGAGAAGCUGCUGGGAGAUUUCCUAGAAGAGGCUGAACAAGAGCAGGAAGAAGAGGAGCAGCCCCAGGCUUCUGCAGGACCUCCUAGAACUGCUGGGACCCUCGAUCCAGACUCCCCUGAAGGCUGCUUAAAAGAGAGAGGGCUGGUCCAAGAUGGCCCUGAGCUCCUGGACUUCAGUGCAGACGAAGUGGCUGAGCAGUUGACUCUGAUGGAUGUCGAGCUCUUCUCCCGGGUGCGGCCCUGGGAGUGCCUGGGUUCCGUGUGGUCCCAGCGGGACCGACCAGGGGCCGCAGGCACUGCCCCUACUGUGCGCGCCACUGUGACCCAGUUCAACAUGGUGACCGGCUGCGUGCUGGGCUCGGUGCUCGGGGCGCCAGGCCUCGCCACCCCUCAGAGGGCUCAGCGGCUGGAAAAGUGGAUCCGCAUUGCCCAGCGCUGCAGGGAACUGCGGAACUUCUCCUCCCUGCGCGCCAUCCUGUCCGCCCUGCAGUCUAACCCCAUAUACCGGCUCAAGAGCUGCUGGGGCGCGGUGGGCAGGGAACGGUUAUCCACUUUCAGGAAACUUUCGCAGAUUUUCUCGGAUGAGAACAACCAUCUCAGCAGCAGAGAGAUUCUUUCCCAGGAGGAGACGACUGAGGGACCCCAAGAGGAAGAUACUCCCCCAGGAAGCCUGCCUUCAAAACUGCCCCCAGGUCCGGUCCCCUACCUUGGCACCUUUCUCACGGACCUGGUUAUGCUGGACACAGCCCUGCCGGACAUACUAGAGGGGGAUCUCAUCAACUUUGAGAAGAGGAGGAAGGAGUGGGAGAUCCUGGCCCGAAUCCAGCAGCUACAGAAGCGUUGUCGGAGCUACUGCCUGAGCCCGUGCCCACCUGUCCUGGCUGCUCUGCGUGCCCAGCGCCAGCUCAGUGAGGAACAGAGCUACCGCGUCUCCCGUGUCGUUGAGCCACCAGCCGCCUCCUGUCCCAGCUCCCCACGUGUACGGCGGCGAAUCAGCCUCACCAAGCGUCUCAGUGCGAAGUUGUCCCGAGAGAGAGGCUCAUCCCCUGGUGGGAGUCCUGGGGACCCCUCAUCCCCCACCUCCAGUCUAUCCCCAGGGUCUCCCCCAUCCAGUCCUAGAAUGAGGGACCCUCCUCCUGGAAGUCCCCCAGCUUCUCCAGGGCCCCAGGGCCCCAGUACCAAGCUGCCCCUGGCCUUGACCCUGAGCUGUCCUCGAAUCCCUGUUGUGGGGCAGCAGGGUUCAGAGGCCCGAGUCAUCCGAGUCAGCAUCGACAAUGACCAUGGGAACCUGUAUCGGAGCAUCCUGCUCACUAGUCAGGACAAGGCCCCCAGCGUGGUGCAGAGAGCCUUGCAGAAGCACAAUGUGGCCGAGUCCUGGGCCCGUGACUACCAGCUCUUCCAAGUCCUUCCUGGGGACAGGGAGCUCCUGAUUCCUGACAACGCCAACGUCUUCUACGCCAUGAGUCCAGCUGCCACUGGAGACUUCAUGCUGCGGCGGAAGGAGGAGGCCCGGCCCACCUCUGUCUGCCCGACCUGAGUUGGCCCUCUGCUGCCUCCAGGACACAGGUCCCACGGGCAGCUUCUAUCACCAUGGGGGCAGCGAGUGCACUCCCAUUCCCUAGUAGAGCCCGCUGUGCUCCAUACCCUGUCACCACCACCCCCCAAGUUUAUUGGCCUCCAUCCAUCUGACCCCACUGGCACUGGAUCCCUAUUCCAAAGCCAUCAGUUCACAGGGUGGCUGGUGAACUCCACUGCAUGGUGGGGGUCAGACCCUUCCCCAGAAAAAUCUUGUAAUUGUUGGAGAUGCAUCAGAACUGACAGAAGUAGUUGAAAACAGUGACCAAAAUGAUGAAACAGGAGUCUGUCUUCUUUGUUUGGUGCCUGUGCU